Molecule: messenger RNA, 3540 nt
Organism: Pristis pectinata (smalltooth sawfish)
Lineage: Eukaryota; Metazoa; Chordata; Chondrichthyes; Rhinopristiformes; Pristidae
Gene: dync2i1
Product: dynein 2 intermediate chain 1
Exons: 25
Coding region: 61-3375 (1104 amino acids)
Biological process (GO): intraciliary transport
Cellular component (GO): cytoplasmic dynein complex
Molecular function (GO): dynein light chain binding; dynein heavy chain binding
Source: RefSeq, a predicted model, not a curated record
CUGGCUGGUAACUAAGGGAGCCGCGUUGGCGCCAUAGUAUCGCGGGCCGCUGCUCGCACCAUGAAGCCGAGCAAGGGGAAAACCAAAGAAGAUACCUGGAAAACAGAGGAAUUGCUCAAGUAUAUUAAAGCUGCCCAAGGAGAUCAUCCGGAUGAUAGUGAUAAAAAGAACGCUGCAAAGAAAAGACAUAAGGAGGAUGAGCUUGAAGAGCGACGACAUAGGGAUAGGGACCGAGAUAGGCAAAAGGACCGAAAUGAUGAUAAAGUGAGGAGCAAAGAAAAGGAGAGUGAUGGAGACCGACAUAAAGACCUGGAACGUGAAAAAGUACACAAAAAAGUUAAAGAUGAAGAAAGAGAUAAAGACAGAGGAAAGAAAAAAGAAAGGGAAAGUGAGAAACGUAAAGAUGGGGACAGGGACAAUUAUCAAGGAGGAGACAAAAAUUCAGGACGCAGAGUUCGUGAUGAGGAUAAAGAACGGGAUCUUAAUAUAGAGAGAUCUACAAAGCGAGAAUAUGAAUCUGAGAGGCACAGAGAUAAAGAAAGAGAUAGGAAAAAAGAACAAGGCAAACACCGGGAAAUUGGGAGAGAAAAUGAUGGAAAUGGUGACCAGCAAUCUAAACAUCGGCAGAAGAAGGAUAAAGGGAAUUUGGAAUUGUCAAAAGAUGACAGAUACGAAGAAAAAGAAAGAAGACACCGAGAGCAAAAAGAAAAGGAAAGGAGAAAUGCUGAAAGUAAUGAAGAAAGCAAAGAGAAGAAAAGAAGAUCUUCUGAUUUUAGAGAUGGUGAUUAUGAAUGGCGACACAGGGAGCAUAAAGAUCAUGGACAUCGUGAUGGACAUCGGGAAAAGAGACGAAAGGACAGGGAAGAGCCCGGUUUGGAGGCCAGGGCUGAAGAAAUGGAAAGGAAACACAGAGAGAGAAAAGUCAAAGAAUCCAAAGAAGAUAAGAGAAAGCAUCAAUACAAAGAUACUAAGGAUCCUGAUAGAGAGUGGGAACACAAGGAAAGAGAAAAGAGAGAUUUGGAAAGAAGGGAAGAUCGAGAGCGAAAACAUAGACUAAAGAAGGGAAGGGAAGAACAAGAAAGACAUGGAGAAUAUAAGGAACAGUCUGGAAGGAGGAAAAGGGAACAGAGAUCUGUGCCUGAAUUUACAGAUGAAAGCAGAUUAAAGGGGAUUACGGGGAAUCAAGAAAAACCUGCAGGAACUCUCUCAGAAGAGGGUACAGGUAGACUUCAAUCAACAUGGCGCUCCAGUCAGGUCACAUUAAGCGAUGAUGAUUUGGUUGAAGGAGAGGAAAUUGUAAUGGAAAGCAAACCUGCUUUUGAAUCAUCAAACUAUGAAGAUGACUUUGAGGACUAUGAGGAUGACUUUGAGGAAGGGGAAUGUGAAGUGGAGGAGGAAGAGGAAGGUGAGGAAAAAGAACAAGAAAAGGAGGAAAUUCCAGCACGACAACGAGCUGAAAUUGAAGCAAUUCAAAAAGCAAUUACUGCAGAAAAUGAAAAGAUCAGUGCAACAUGGAUUAGAAGCAAUCAAAAGACAAAUGAGGAAGAACCAAAAAAAGAUUUUGAAGAAUCACAGUCUAGAGGACCUGUUCGUGGAACAUACAUUGAUUUUGUGGCAGCAAAGCAGCGGGAGAUCAGUUCUAAGGUGGCCUGUAAACAAAAAAAGCGCAGUGCAGAGCUUCUCAGACUGAUUGACUUGGAUUUCUCAGUUAACUUUUCAAUGCUUGAUCUGCCUCCAUUGAAUGAAUAUGAUGUGUACAUCAAAAGCUUUGGGCGCACAAAUACUAAACAGGCCUUUGUACAGAGCAACGAGGAUGAUGUGGACCAAGAUAUUCAAACAGAUGAAAUUGAAACAGUUGAUAAAUGGACGCAGCAUCCUGGAGAGGGUAGCCUGGUGUGCGGAGGGGCAAAUGUUAGUGAUACCUUUUCCUCUGAUUCAUUGAUUAAGAAUAUUGACUCUCAGAGACUGACCAACUUCCUAAGAUCGGCUUGUCAGGUAAUUGCGGUGUUGCUUGAAGAAGAUCAAGUGGAGGACCAAGCCAGUAAGAACAUUCAAUCAAAAGCAGCCAGUUUGUCAGUCAGUGACAGAUGCUCUCAGUUGAACACAAACAUGCCUUUUUUACAUGGUCGGGAGGUGUUAUGCUUACAUUUCUCACAGGUCCAAAGACAAACACUGCUUUCAGUUCACAGCCUUCCGAAAGAGCCUGGAAUGGUCCAAGUUGCCAGCUAUUACAUAAUCUGUGUUUGGAAUAUCUGGGAGCCAUCAUUUCCUCAGAAAGUCCUUAUCUGUGAAUCAGAGGUGCAGUGUUGUUGCUUUGGCCCAGGUAAUGUGUUAUCUGUGUUUGCUGGAACAGUGGAUGGUUCAAUAGUGGCCUGGGAUCUUCGUGAAUGCUCCGUUAUCCACUACAAUCUUCAGGUUGGAGGACAGGAAUGGACACUCAGAUUCCCAACGUUCACCACUGAUGGAAUUCUGACAGCUGCAAAUCACGCAUGUGCAGUGAAGGCUAUUGAUCCAGUAUCAUCUGCUUCCUAUGAUGAUUGUAUUGGGCUUUCACUCUUGACAUCCCAGCAAGGGAGUUCUGGACUGUCAUUUCAGCUGGCAUCACUUGAUGAAAGUGGUUUGCUUAAUCUGUGGGUUGUGGUUGAACUCCAAAAGGCAGACCUUGCUGGCUCUCUGACUGACUUAGGACUCAUCCCUGGUGGGAAGAUGAAGUUGAUCCACAGCUCUGCUAUUGACACAAUCAGCUUUUUCCCAAGAAACCUCUUGCAACUGGGACGUCCUCGGACACUGAGUAUCAAGUUUCUGCCAUCAGAUCCUAAUCAUUUCUUUAUUGGAACAGAUAUUGGUCUUGUCAGCCGUGGUACACGUCAUGGCUUGCAAGCAGCUCCUAGACUGUACAAACCUCAGACAAGUGGUGCUGGACCUGUUCAAGUCACUUGUAUUGACUUCUGUCAUUUUGGAAAAACAAUGUUCUUGGUUGGGUGUUCAGAUGGAACGAUUAGACUGCACUCCGUGACAAAAGAACGCCCCAUUUUGCAGUGGAAUGAAAGUACUCAGGGCAAUCCAAUCCAGAACUUGCUGUGGGCUUUAACACGACCUGGCAUGUUUUUUGUCCUUGACACAGCAUCUCACGUUUAUGUGUGGGAUUUGUUGCAAGAUGUUUCUAAGCCAGUCGCAGAGGAGAGUCUUCAGAAUGAUAGCAGAAUUGCAACCAUGGCCAUUCUAGGUGAUCCAGAGAAACCAAGUGCAUCUUCAGGUCUCAUGUUGGCAAAGCAAUCUGGAGCAAUUGAGAUGCAGUACCUACAGAAGAAGUGGUCAGAACCUCAUCUCAAUGAAUUGGAAACUUUGCACUAUCUUUUGCAGAAAACUGUGUAGAAUUGUGUACAGACCAUGGAAAGAAUUAUUCCAUAUAUUGAACAGUAAACAUGUCCACAGUUGGUUUGUAAAUGUAAAAAUUAUUAUAGAUUUUUGUAAAAGUUAUUUAUAAUUUUUUAAUUAUAGUAAAUAUUAAACAAAGCUAUAAAGUACUUAUAAAACAAA